Dujonia railenensis is the source of this 648-nucleotide messenger RNA. The record is from the annotation of a GenBank genome assembly. NCBI's taxonomy places the organism in Eukaryota, Fungi, Ascomycota, Pichiomycetes, Serinales, Debaryomycetaceae.
AUGUUUAGUAAACAGAUCUUUGCUGCAGUUUUGUUGUUUGUUUCUCAAACAUUCGCAUUGCACUUUUACUUAAAGACCAAUGAAGUUCGCUGUUUCUUCGAAGAACUACCAGAGGAAACAUUAGUCGCAGGAAGAAUUGAUGCAUACGAGUUCAAUGAUCAUACCAACAGCUACGUUAAAAAUAGCAAUUUAUAUUUACAAAUUACUAUAGAGGAAACCUUCGAUAACAAUCACAAGGUUGCCGACCAAAAAUCUAGUCCUACCGGCCAAUUUAUAUUCACUUCUAUUGACUCCGGUGAACACAAGUUCUGCUUAACACCAGUCUACAAUGAUGGUACCACCAACAAGGCACACAGAAUUUUCUUUGACAUCGCCUUAGGAUCCUCUCAUGAUUACGCUGACUCCAAGUCAACUAAAAAGGUUGAUGCCUUGACUGAAAGAGUCCAUGGUUUAAACAAGAAGUUAGAAGAAAUCCACUGGGAACAAGAACUCAUGAGAGAAAGAGAAGCUGUAUUUAGAGAUAUGUCUGAACUGACCAACAGUAGAGUUAUCAAGUGGACCAUUAUCCAAUUAUUUGUAUUGGUUGGUACAUGUUUCUACCAAUUGAGACACUUAAAGAGCUUCUUUGUUAAGCAAAAGAUUGUAUAA